CUGUGAGAGGACCAUGAGAGCAGCAGCCAUAUCCAAACCAAAGCUGGACACAAUGCCAGGAAUGUUCUUCUCCACUAACCCAAAGGGCUUGAAAGAAACUGGUCGUUCACUUCUAGAUGACAAAACUCAAAAACGGAGGCCAAAGACUUUUGGAAUGGACAUGAGAGCAUACUUGAGAUCUAUGAUCCCACAUCUGGAAUCUGGAAUGAAAUCUUCCAAGUCCAAGGAGAUACUUUCUGCUGAUGAAGUAAUACAGUGGUCUCAGUCUCUGGAAAAACUUCUUGCCAACCAAACUGGUCAAGAUGUCUUUGGAAAUUUCUUAAAGUCUGAGUUCAGUGAGGAGAAUAUUGAGUUCUGGCUGGCUUGUGAGGACUAUAAGAAAACAGAGUCUGAUCUUCUGUAUUCUAAGGCAGAGAAGAUAUACAAAGCUUUUGUGCAUUCAGAUGCAGCUAAACAAAUCAAUAUUGACUUUCGGACUAGAGAAUCUACAGCCAAGAAGAUUAAAGCACCAACCCUUACAUCUUUUGAUGAAGCCCAGAAAGUCAUAUAUUCUCUUAUGGAGAAGGACUCGUAUCCCAGGUUCCUAAAAUCAGACAUUUACUUAAAUCUUCUAAACGACCUUCAGGCUAAUAGCCUAAAGUGAGUAGUUCCUGGCUGAACAGAGUUAAAGGAUGGUAUCAAGGAUGGAAGGAAUGUGCCAGUUUGGCUGCCUGGGUGAACAGUUUGGCCUGUUUUGGUGACUUGACAGGCCUGAGGAAGAACAAAUGACUCAGAAUGGAUGAACGUGGAUGUUAUCCAGUGCAGGUUUGAAGAAGCCUAAGCAAGAAGAAUGCUGAGACAAUAAAAGGAAGGAGAAACUGUGGCACUCUCAUAACAUACAGUGGACAUCUAUAUUAGAAAACCCCUAGAGCUAAAAAGGCCAGGUAACAGUCUACAUAGAAACUGUGAAUAAAAUUCAUGAGACUGACUAUAGCAUGCUGUAAGCUUCAAGGUCAACUGACAGCUAUGCUGCAUAUUAUUGUGUAGGAACUGUACUGAACUGCUGAAAUCUCCUUAUGUGUUUCACUCCACCAUUAUUAUUAUCAACACAGAGGUAUUUGUUUUGUUUGAGUAUAUUCAGGUUGGAAGUGAUAAACAGAACAAUGUGUUUAACUUAAGCUA
Molecule: messenger RNA, 1161 nt
Organism: Castor canadensis (American beaver)
Lineage: Eukaryota; Metazoa; Chordata; Mammalia; Rodentia; Castoridae
Gene: Rgs1
Product: regulator of G protein signaling 1
Source: RefSeq, a predicted model, not a curated record